CAUAUGUAGGUAUAAAUGACAGUGGGCAUUUUUCCUGUUUUUGUUUGUUUUUCAGCAGAUGCUUCUGAAAUAUCUGAGAGACAAAAUAAUCUGAUGUUUGCCAAGCCAGGAGGAAGUGUCACUUUUACUUGCUCUUAUGAUAUUGGAGGUUUGGUGCAGCAAGUGAAGUGGGAAAGGAUUAAAGCAGGUGGAACAGAUACCAUUGUCCUGUGUAACUCAGUAGGAGAGCAAAGAUUUGGUUCAGAUUUCAUAAAACGUGCACUGGUGGAUUGCUCUGGUCAAGCAACCUCAACAAUUGUCAUUCAAAACGUCACAGCUUCCGACUUUACAAAGUACCGCUGCAUAGCUACUGGAAGAAAUAAAACCUUUGAGAUGAGUUUCACCGUGGUUGCAACUUGGGAUCACAAAUGGUUUAUUAUCUACAUAGCUGGAGGAACAUCUGCUGGUGUUUUACUGUUAGUUUUCCUACUCAUUUACUGCAUCAUCACAGCUUAUCGCAAAAAGAAGAAGAGGAAGAGGAUCACAGAGGCCUUAUUUAAUGCUUUGUAUUGUACUCAGGAUGAGGCUGGUAACAAUUAUGCAGAACACAGUUAUCACACUACAUGGGACAUAGAAAGAGGAAAAGAAGAAUCAUCACUCAGGCCAGCACAGGAGAUUUACGUGAACUGCAUAAACCUAAGAAAUGACAAUUAACUUCUUUCUUGUGAAUGAAGUAACCCGAGUUCAGGCCAUGUAUUUGCAUGUUGGACUUGAUUUGUUUUGCACAUGUGAACUACAGAAGGUUAAACUGGCUGCCAAGCAUGGCCCAGGCUGCUCUGGCCAGACAGCACAGGUACCCAAGCCAGUCAGGGUGCAUCUGCAUUAUGAGACAGUCUGCAGCAGUAAAUGCACCCUUUGAUUCAUACGUACAAGUGAAGAUUAUUGGUACUUCCAAAAUUUAAACGUUUUUACGCAGUAGGUGCACUUACAGGUAAUAAUUUUAGAACAACUAUGCCGAGCAAAGCAGUAUAUGUUUAAAUUACAUUCAUUUUGUCAGAGAAAAAAUGUCUGAUAAGUCUGUGUGGCAAGGUGAGAAAGAAAAUGUGUUCAACAUUCUCUGUAUACAUGACUUUCAAAUCUUAAAAUUGAGAGCAUUAUAGAACAAAAAAUGUCCAUGAUUUUCCGCACAGGAGGUGUUAUCACACUGUUGGGCAAACAGUAUUAUUCAGUUGGCAAAAGCAAAUGUAUCAAGGAUCCUUGAAGCUAGAUUUGAAAGCAGGAAGAGAAACGUGCUGUCUGACAGUGAUGUGGUUUACAUGCUUCUUGCCACUCAUGACAGCUAUUCCAGUGCUUACUAUUUGUGAUACAGAAUAGAAACACAGCCCCCAGCCAACACGUACUCUCACACGCAUGCACACAUAUUUUUUUUCUCUCUGUCUUGAAUGCUCAGGAGAAAACAAAACAUUAAGACUGUUACUGUCAAGUUAUAUUUAAUAAUAAUUUAUUAUAAGGUUUAAUUGCACAAAAAAUAAAUGAGAACAUGGAAGAUACAUGAAUAAAUGAUGCAAAGCAGAAAAAGCACGAUUGGGAACAUUUACAAAACAGUACACAUACGUGUGUGGUUGUAUGUGUGCAUAUGUAUAUAUUCUGCUGAAAACUACAGAAUGAACCACACAGAAAUUGAACAAACAGACAAAAAAAAAAAAAAUUAAAAAUUAAAAAAA
Molecule: messenger RNA, 1703 nt
Organism: Meleagris gallopavo (turkey)
Lineage: Eukaryota; Metazoa; Chordata; Aves; Galliformes; Phasianidae
Gene: CD226
Product: CD226 molecule
Biological process (GO): cytokine production; positive regulation of natural killer cell cytokine production; positive regulation of immunoglobulin mediated immune response
Cellular component (GO): external side of plasma membrane
Molecular function (GO): cell adhesion molecule binding
Source: RefSeq, a predicted model, not a curated record